Messenger RNA from Fomitopsis serialis, 1368 nucleotides. RefSeq lists its product as uncharacterized. Bases 287 to 1366 code for a protein of 359 amino acids. NCBI's taxonomy places the organism in Eukaryota, Fungi, Basidiomycota, Agaricomycetes, Polyporales, Fomitopsidaceae. The transcript has 12 exons. The record is from RefSeq and is a predicted model, not a curated record. Gene Ontology annotation, molecular function: protein binding; zinc ion binding; histone methyltransferase activity. Gene Ontology annotation, cellular component: nucleus.
UCCGAGGACUGGGGGGAUGGAGAGUGGGAGUACUGGGGAAUCGUGAACCAAGAGAUGGAUGCAUAUCGCAUGUCAUGCUACGAGGUGAAAUGGCCCGGCUGGCAACGUUGAAAGGAAGUGGGAUAAUGACCGAACUGACAAGCGUGCAGAGAAGGCUAAAGAAAGCCUCGCCAUCAAGAUCGGCAUUGAGCCUGACCAGCCCUGGCACGAAGACGCGACAGUCGAGUGGGAGGAUGCAUACAUCGAAAAGCUUGCUGAGCGCGACAGACGAGGGCUCAGAGAUUACAUGCACUGGCAGAACAUCAAGCAUGUCACUGACAGCGACAGCGACAGCGAUGGUGUAUCUGUGAGGUCGGAAGGCGGGUCAGUUCCCAACCCCCCGUCAGCGAACAGGCCAGUCAGGCCAGAGCUGCGGCCUCAGUCGCAGCCUGAUCCUGAGGUCAAUCAGGUAAGGCGGAGAGACCGGCGAAAGGAGCUCCAAGCGGAAUGGAACCGUGCAAUAAAAUUCGCGCGCGCAGCUCCUCUGUACAUCGUCACCGGGUCCAAUGCUCAGGACGUCCCUCCCGGGCUGGAGGGUUUCGAGUAUUGCGAGCAGCACUACGUGAGAGCUGAGGGGGUUCCUGGUCCACCGGACCCCUCCUUCCUUGCUAUUUGCGACUGCACAACUGGUUGCAGGAGCGCACAAAGGUGUGAUUGCCAGCUCGCAUCAGAGCUCGUCAAUGAAGCCGGAGAGAGAAAGUAUGCCUAUAACAGCGAGGAGAUAUUCAAGUUCAACCUCCGCCCAGGUGUGGUGGUCAUUGAAUGCAACGAGGGCUGUACAUGCCCCCAAACGUGCCAGAACCGCGUCGCACAGCGACCGCGGGAUGUUCCGAUGGAGGUCUUCUACACCGGCGACUGCGGCUGGGGCGUUCGUGCGACGACUGAUCUUCCCGUAGGCAAGGUCCUCGGGGUAUACACAGGGAAGCUUAUACGUCGCGAAGAUGCCGACAACUUGUCGGACGAGCACAGAUCUUACAUAUUCGAUCUCGACAUGCUUGAGUCGGGUGACGAGGACGCGAGCACGGUGCGGUAUUCCGUUGACUCCUACCAAUAUGGCAACUGGUCGAGGUUUAUAAAUCAUUCCUGCGAGCCCAACAUGAAGGUAUAUCCCGUGGUGUGGGACACGGUCGCCGAGCUCAACCAGCCAUACCUCGCGUUCGUCACGACGAAGGCUGUGCGCGCUCGUACGGAGCUCACGAUCGACUACAACCCUCGGGACGCGGUUGCGCACAAGCAGGGCAAAUCGAAGGGCAAGUCCAGGGUACCAGAAGGCGCGACGCGGUGUAAGUGCGGCGCAGAAGGUUGUCGGGGAUGGGUUAUGGUGUAGGA